Lethenteron reissneri (Far Eastern brook lamprey) is the source of this 986-nucleotide messenger RNA. Its product is annotated as lipid transferase CIDEB-like. The record is from RefSeq and is a predicted model, not a curated record. NCBI's taxonomy places the organism in Eukaryota, Metazoa, Chordata, Hyperoartia, Petromyzontiformes, Petromyzontidae. Gene Ontology annotation, biological process: apoptotic process; regulation of apoptotic process.
CCCACGGGCAGAAAACAUCAAAAACUCGGCACACGCGGAGCGAGAGAGCGAGACUCUUGAUUAAUGUUGGUGGUGUUGUUGUGUUAUUGUUGUUGUUGUGUUGUUGUUGUUUGUUAGUGGGUAGACCGUCUCCCUCCUUCCCUCCACUACCAACCCGACUUGUACCCGGAACGGACUCUCUCUCUCUCUCUGUGUCUCUCUCUCGACCACCACCACCAACAACAACAACCAUCACCACCAACAAUAACCACAACCACCACCUCCAUGGAUUCUUCGCUGUCACCCAAGGCACUGCUCAGGUCGGUGUCGGCGGCCGGGGUGGAGUUGACCCGCCGGGUUUGGCACGGCACCGCGGCGGCACCGCCGCGACCGUUCCGCGUCUGCUGCUCGAGCCGUGCCAACCGCAGGGGCGUCAUGGCCGCCAGCCUCCAGGAGCUACUCAACAAGUCACUGGACGUGCUGCCGCUCCCGGCGUCGGGCGCGGUGAAGAGCGCGGUGAAGUGUGCCGGCGUGGUGAGCGCGGUGAGCCGGGGCGCGGUGAGCGUGGUGCUGGAUGAAGACGGUACGGUGGUGGACACGGAGGAGUUCUUCGACUCUCUGGACGACAACGUCACCCUCAUGGUGCUCGCCAAGGGGGACACCUGGAGCCCACCAAGGGGUCACUCCACGCUGGUGCUGGGCACGGGGCGACCCAAGAAAGGUCACGACAUUGCUCGCAUAACCCUUGACCUCUACAAGAUGAGCCCGCGCGACCUGAUCGGCUGCCUCAACGUCAAGGCGACCUUCUACGGCAUGUACUCCAUGACCCUGGACUUCAAGUGCCUGGGAGCCAAGCGCAUCAUCACGGAGCUGCUGCGUGUGGUCGCCCACCUGCUGCAGGUGUCGGGCCGCCUGCUGCUGGGCACCGCCGGGUACCUGCGACAAACCCUCGACACCUCCGAGUUCAACCUCCACCCCCUCGACAAGUCCACCUAUUGAGUCCACCG